Messenger RNA from Setaria italica (foxtail millet), 2013 nucleotides. RefSeq names its product WAT1-related protein At5g64700. The transcript is spliced from 8 exons. Gene Ontology annotation, molecular function: transmembrane transporter activity. The record is from RefSeq and is a predicted model, not a curated record. Bases 214 to 1326 code for a protein of 370 amino acids. Lineage: Eukaryota; Viridiplantae; Streptophyta; Magnoliopsida; Poales; Poaceae. Gene Ontology annotation, cellular component: plasma membrane.
GAUCGAGUCACACUCCAUAUUCCUUAUGUUGAUGGACUACUAGUAGUACUAGCUAACCAAUCCGCUCGCUCAUCAGUUAGAAGCUAGCUAGCAGCUAAUCAGCCGGGAAAGCUCUCAUGGCGUGGCUCGCCGUUGCAGACUGACUAGGACGACAUCCCAAGAUGGACGGACGACGUUAACGUUAUUCUUGAUCUCGGCUAUUUUUACGUAUCCAUGGAUGCCGCAAGCAAGAAAGCCUACGUCAUCGCCAUCACGGUGCAGGUGAUCUUGACGGGGAUGGCGGUGAUAUCCAAGGCGGCUUUCAACGCCGGGAUGAGCACCUUCGUCUUCGUCUUCUACCGGCAGGCGGCCGGCUCCAUCCUCAUGCUGCCUCUUGCCCUCUUUCUCCAAAGGAAGAAUGCGUGGUCGAUGCCGUUUCCGUGGUUGCUCAAGCUCUUCUUGUGUGCCUUAGUCGGGAACACGCUGAGCUUGAGCCUGUACCAUGUAAGCCUCAAGUUCACAUCGGCGACAGUGGCUGCAGCAGCAGGCAACUCGAUGCCCGUCGUCACCUUCUGCUUGGCGCUGCUACUAAGGAUGGAGGUGGUGAAGUUGAAUGCCUCCGGCAUAGCCAAGCUCGCUGGUGUGGCGCUCUGCCUCGCCGGUGUCUUCGCCAUCGCCUUCUACUCCGGGCCUGCACUUAGCCCUGUCAACCAUCAGCGCGCCUUCCACACCCACGCUUCCGUCUCCGGGCACGCAAACGCCUCUUCCAAGACGACAUGGAUCGAAGGGACGUUCCUCAUGGUCCUCGCCAACAUGGCAUGGUCCGUAUCCAUCGUCUGGCAGGCUGCUCUGCUCAAGGAGUUGCCGAACAAGAUGCUGGUGGCCACUGGGCUCUGCGUUUUCAGUGCUGUGCAAUCCUUCAUCGUUGCAGUGGCAGCCGAGAGGGACUUCUCCAGGUGGCAGCUCCGGCUGGACGUCAGCUUGCUCGCCGUCGUCUACGCUGGUUUUGUGGUGGCUGGAGUGUCCUACUACCUUCAAGCAUGGUGCCUGGAGAUGAAAGGCCCAGUCUUCUUCGCCGUCUGGACCCCGCUAUGCUUCGUCCUCACAAUCUUCUGCUCUUCCUUCUUCCUGGGAGAGAUUGUUCCCCUUGGCAGUGUUGUGGGUGGAAUCCUGCUAGUUGGAGGCCUCUACAGCUUGCUGUGGGGUAAGCACAAGGAGACUCCGGCUGUGUCCCGCGGUCAGGUGAAUAUGAGAGAUUGUGCGCAAGAUGAGGAGGAGCACAAUGAACCAAACAAGUAUGAGCUAGAGGAAGCAACAUCAGCAUCUGCAGGUGAACAGGAAGUCUGAUGGAUCACUGAAGCAAGCAUGUGGGUCAAAACCACUUAAAGAGCGAUUCCCAAGUUUGUAUAAUAUUACUUACUAUCCUCGCACGACUGUGGCUAACGUUAUGAAUCAAAUGUCACUGAAUAUUUCCUUUCAAAGGGUGUUAAUUGGGGAUAAAUUGGUGGCUUGGAAUAACAUGGUGGCUAAAGUAGCUGACUACUAGCUAACUACUGAGAGAGACAGGUUCCAUUGGGAGCUACAUAAUAACAGCAUGUUUUCGGGUUCGGUCUAUGUACCAAUAUAUGAUGAACCAGGGUACCCCUUUCACCCAAAAUUUUAUUUGGAAAUUUAAAAUUCCUCUAAAAAUAAAGAUUUUCCUUUGGUUCAUCCAGCGGGUAGUAACAAAGGAUAAUCUAGUCAAGAGAAAUUGGAAGGGUAGUAAAAAAUGUUGCUUUCCUGAUAGUAACGAGACAAUCAAGCAUCUGUGUUUUGAUUGUCAUCAUGCAAAAGCUACUUGGAGGAUUGUUUAUAUUGCUACCGGGUUGACUCCACCUAGGUCUAUAAAUCAUAUGCUAUGGAAUUGGUUAACGGGCAUAGAUAAUAAGAUAACAUGUUUGAUCUUUGUGGGGGUUGCUGCUCUUAUGUGGGCGAUUCGGUGUACUCGAAAUGGUAUAAUUUUUGAGGAAAAAAAGUUCACCUCUUUUAUGCAGC